AAAACUUGAACGAAGGAGAAAAGGCAGAGAAAAAAAAAGAAGAGAAGCUAAGAGCUUGGGAGUUCAGCUCCAAGCCGUUCGACGAGAGAGACGACCGAACCCGGCCGGAAGGGGAGGAGCGGGAGGACCGCCUGCGCCGUCGGUGAGCGCAGUUGCUCAAGUCAGCAAACUGAACCCGUCCGGAUUCGUGCGCCGCCGAGCACCCCUCGACGCCAGCGGCGAUGGCAGCCGACGACGUGCGCGAGCUCCUCCUCUCCACCACAGCCGACGCCUCUGACCCGUCCACGCCCCUCUCAGCGCCCGACCUCCGCCUCCUCAUCGACCGCCUACGCUUUUGCUCCGACCGCCUGAACGCCUCGGCCCUCUCCUUCGCUGCCUCUAACCGCGGGGUCCUCGCUAAUGCUCUCCUCCGCGCAGCCUCCGCCGCCGAUUCCUCCGCCUCCCUCGAGUCUUCCCUCGACUCCGCGCUUGCCCCGCUCGCCUCCUGGCCCGACCUCUCCGACCUCAGGGCCCUUGCCGACCGCCUCCUCGCUGCCCGCCGCGAGCUCGCUGAGCGCCAGGAGCACCUAGCCGCUGCCUCCAUGAUUGCCUCGCUUUCCUCCCGCCUCCGCGAGGCCCGUGCCGCAGCGAGCCCCCUUGACGCGGCCGCUGCCAUCGCUGAACUCAAGACCCUCCUGAUCGAUCUCGAGCGAUCUGGAUCUGGUCAAGACGACCCGGUCGUAUUUAGGCUCCUCAGGAGCGACUGGGAGCAACUUGUCGAUGAGCUGCAAGUUAGGCUUUCAAAGAAUGUGGAGGAGUGUGUGGACUUUGCGCCAGAGGGAGGUAAGGUGGUGGUGAGUGCUACUCCAAAAGGCCACUCCGAUGGAAGUCAUGGUGUUGAGCUUCCUGUUGCUCUGCAGGCAUUGGAGAUUAUUGAUGCCCUAGACUAUGGGAUGGCAAAAAUUGCAGAUUCGAUGAUGAAGCAUAUUCUGGUUCCAGCAAUCAGUAACAUACAUGUGUCAGUGCUUGUGGAAUGUGGUCCAGAACACACUGUAUCAGUCUUGAGUGUAGUCCAUUCCGAGGAAAACAAAGACAAUAGAGAUGGUUCAAAUCUGUACUCAAGAAUAGUUGAUGUCAUCAAGUUUGUGUGCAAAUUCAUCUGCAUGGAAAAUAGCAAGUGGGUUCAAUUUUUUGCGAAGUUAACCUGGCCAAGAAUUUCUGAUCUAGUUAUCACACACUUUCUCUCCAAGGCUGUACCAAAUGAGGCAUCCAAGCUAAUUGAGUUCCAAGAUGUCGUGCAAAGUACAACUGAAUUCGAGAACAAACUUAGGAGCAUGAUGUUUCUUUUGCCUGAUAGAAAGGAUGGCAAGCUGACCCAAUUUGUUGAUGAUGUUGAAGUUCAUUUUGCUGUACGGAAGAGAAGUGAAAUCUUGGUGAAAGCAAGGAACAUUCUUGUACAAUAUGAUUAUGAUAGUCCUCUGGAAUCUGGUGACCAAGGUGAUUCUGUUGUUGAUCUACUUUUUCAGCCAGAGAAGUGUUUUACAUCUAAAUCAGCACUUCUAGUAAUGAAAUUGGUUCAUGGAGCCCUCAAGGAUGCAUCUUUGUCAUCAGCAAGAGUAGCUAAGGAGUUCUGCUUUGCUGCUAGGGAUGUUUUGCUCCUUUAUAGGGCUAUUGUGCCGGUUCAGCUAGAGAAGCAAUUUGAUAGCUUAAGUCAAGUGGCUGCUAUUGUUCACAAUGACUUUUACCAUUUGUCCCAAGAAAUUCUGGGCCUUGCAUUUCAGUACCGUGCAGAUUUUCCUAGUGAUCUACAGAAACAGGUUGUUUUUGUGGAUUUAGCCCCAAUCUUCUCCCAGAUGGCGGAUGCUAUAUUGAGAAGACAAAUACAACUCACUGUUGAUACUAUAAGUGAGGCUAUAGAUGGUGCUGAAGGUUUUCAGAACACACACCAACCUCAGCAUUAUGAAUCCGCAAAAUUUAGUAUUGAGCAGGUCGUGUUUAUUUUGGAAAAGAUACGCAUCAUGUGGGAGUCGAUACUGCCAAGAUCAAUUUACAGGAAAAGUAUGUGCAAUGUCCUUGGGUCUGUCUUCUCUAGAAUUACGAGGGAUAUGCUUCUGAUAGAUGACAUGGCAGCAGAAGAGACAUUGCAGCUGCAAGGCCUUAUACAUUUGGCUCUGGAAAACCUCUCUUCACUAUUUCUUUCCCUGGUUGAGAACAACGAUGGGAGCACAAAGUUCUUAGACCAUGACGCUUGGAUUCAAUUGGAUGGAAUUCUACCAUCUUUGAAAAAGUUCCGCAAGCUAGCAGAGUUGCUUGAUAUGUCAUUGAAGUCCAUCACAUCAUGUUGGGAAAGUGGAGACCUAGUUAGAUGUGGUUUCACAUCAUCUGAGGUGCAAAAUUUCAUCAAAGCAAUAUUCGCUGACUCGCCUCUUAGGAAGGAGUGCCUAGGAUGGAUCGUUAGGACUCCAGCUUAGAAUACAGAAACAGCAUAUUUCUGUCUGUGGGUCAAUGAUUUUUUUUUCAUAUUCUUUUGUCCACCAUACCAUAUAGUGAAGUAUUAAUUGGUAUGAGCUCAGUUUGCACUGGAGACAGACUUGCAAUCUGACUCCCCAGUUCAAUACUCACCCCACUGCCUAGACCUUGACUGAUCAGAUAAGGCUAGCAAUUGUGCAUGUUAAUGUGUUAUUAUUGUCUUUUUGGUAUUGUGACAUUCCCAAAUGACCUUAACCAAGUGCAAGGAGGUGAAAAAGGAGGGUGGUGUGUGUUAAGAAACCUUUCUUUGGCCAGGAAGGCUCAUGUGGCCCAUAUGCCUGAAAUUUUAGUUUUUGUUUAUAAAUAGAGAGGAGAUCCCCAUAUCAUGUAACCUUAGACAACAACACCAUACACUAAUAAAGAAUCAGUCCCUCUCUA
Messenger RNA from Zea mays, 2886 nucleotides. RefSeq names its product centromere/kinetochore protein zw10 homolog. Gene Ontology annotation, cellular component: RZZ complex. Bases 222 to 2450 code for a protein of 742 amino acids. Gene Ontology annotation, biological process: endoplasmic reticulum to Golgi vesicle-mediated transport; mitotic spindle assembly checkpoint signaling. The transcript has 15 exons. The record is from RefSeq and is a predicted model, not a curated record. Lineage: Eukaryota; Viridiplantae; Streptophyta; Magnoliopsida; Poales; Poaceae.